Molecule: messenger RNA, 1009 nt
Organism: Perca flavescens (yellow perch)
Lineage: Eukaryota; Metazoa; Chordata; Actinopteri; Perciformes; Percidae
Exons: 4
Coding region: 35-550 (171 amino acids)
Source: RefSeq, a predicted model, not a curated record
CUCCAGAGUCCCAGAUCCUCCUGCGGCCGUAGCGAUGUCAUUGGCCGUGGACGAGGCCGACUCGUCUGUUUCCGGCCAAUCAGAGAAGCCUGCAGCUGCAGCACAGGAAGUCCAGAUCCCCUCCGAUCCAGAACCAGAACCAGAGUCCCAGCAGAGCCUGAAGCCCGGACUAACCCAACACACCGCUGAGACUCACCAAGACUCCCAGGAGACCCAGAACCCCUCCAGACUCUCUGGACCUUCAGGACCCUCUGAUUCCUCCUCUGGAUCCUCUGGACCCUCCUCUGGUUCCUCUAGACUCUCCUCUGGAAUCUCAUCUGGAUCCUCCAGACCCUCCUCCGGACCAUCCUCUGGACCCUCGGGACCCUCUGAGCGGGACCAGAACCAGGUCUCUGACUCCAGAGAACAGAGAGACGAGUCUGGGUUUGAAGAGUUCACAUCAGAUGAAGCCAGCAGCGGCGAACACGGUGCUGAUCUAGGAUCCUGGUCCCGGAUCGGUCCCGCAGGUGGGCGGAGGAGAACUGGUCUCCACGGCGACGGGACUUUUUGACAGCUGAUUGGCCGACAGUUUCCCUGAGCAGCAGCAGCAGGGGGCCAUUAGACGUAGAGACAGUGUGAUGGUUAGAGCCUCUCUCAGAUCUACAGGAGCUCUUCUCUCCGUCUCUUCAACAACAAACAUCUGUUAGAGCAGAUAAGAACUAACUCUCAGAAAGAUUAAAGAGACAAAGACUACAAUCACCAGACUUUCAGCCAUAGGCAGGUACAACCAGGACACCCACUAAGAAAGCUCCAGGAUUUCUCUUAAAUCUGCCCAGUGACACGCGACAACAUACUUUACAUUAUACUUUUUGAUAUAUUUUGAAUUGUCAUCUGUGUUUUCCUUCACAUAUGCUAAAUAAAGGGAUUUCCACUGUAAAAUGAUGCAUACAAGUGUAUCAGAAUACAGGAAAUGAAGUCUUUGAUGCAUAAAACUUCCCUGGGGAAGGACACCCAGACCCCCCACUAUGAA